Oryza sativa Japonica Group (Japanese rice) is the source of this 1751-nucleotide messenger RNA. RefSeq names its product obtusifoliol 14-alpha demethylase. Gene Ontology annotation, molecular function: heme binding; iron ion binding; monooxygenase activity. Lineage: Eukaryota; Viridiplantae; Streptophyta; Magnoliopsida; Poales; Poaceae. The record is from RefSeq and is a predicted model, not a curated record.
UCGCACUUCCUCUGGUCAUGAUCGAAAGCCUUCCUGUUCAAGGCUAAUUAAACUCUGGUCACUCAAGUGGACUGGCAACAAGCAUGGAUCAUGUAACAAGUAGCACAAUCGCCAGAGGCGCCAUGUCGUGGGUCGCCGCCACCGUAGCUCUCCUGCUGACCACCGCGGUCAUACUGACCGCGUUGCAGAAGAGAAAGAUCAGCAGCCCGGCCGCGGCGGCGCCGCCGGUUGUGCGGGGAGCCGGUCUCGUACGGUUCGCGCGCGCCAUGGCGAGGGACGGGCCGCUGGAGGCGAUCCGCGAGCAGCAGGCGAAGCUGGGGAGCGUGUUCACGGCGAUCGCCCCGUUUGGCCUCUUCAAGGUGACCUUCCUGAUCGGGCCGGAGGUGUCGAGCCACUUCUACCUGGCGCCGGAGUCGGAGAUGGGGCAGGGUAGCAUCUACAGGUUCACCGUGCCUUUGUUUGGGCCCGAGGUUGGCUACGCCGUCGACCCGGACACUCGUGCUGAGCAGAUGCGCCUCUUCUGGGACGUCCUCAAGCCACGGAGCAUCGAGGCCAGGGUAGGCGCCAUGGCUGAGGAGGUCCAGAACUACUUCUCGAGAUGGGGAGAGCAAGGGACGGUUGAUCUGAAGAAAGAGUUGGAGCAGGUACUGAUGUUGAUCGCGAGUCGGUGCCUGCUGGGAAGGGAGGUGCGGGAGAGCAUGGUGGACGAAGUAUACGAGCUCUUCCGUGAUCUUGACAACGGCUUGCACCUCAUCAGCACCAUGCUCCCCUACCUCCCAACCCCGGCACACCGCCGUCGUGACAGGGCGCGCCAAAGGCUCGGGGAGAUAUUCACCGAGGUGAUUAGGUCACGCAGGAACUCUGGCACUGCCGACAACGGCGACGACGUGCUGCAACGCCUCAUUGACGGCAGGUACAAGGACGAGCGUGACUUGACGGAUGUGGAGGUCGUCGGUCUACUCGUGGCGCUUGUGUUCGCGGGGAAACACUCGAGCUCCAGCGUGAGCACCUGGACCGGCAUCAACCUGCUCUCCCACCCAAACCACCUUGUCGCCGUCAUCGCCGAGCAGGACCGGCUGAUGGCGUCGCGCGCUAGAACCGACGAUGACCAUGAUCGCGUCAACUAUGAUACCGUGCAGGAGAUGACCACUCUGCACCGCUGCAUCAAGGAGGCGCUCCGACUGCACCCACCGGCAGUGGCAAUGUUCCGUCAAGCCCGCAAGCACUUCACCGUGCAGACAAAGGAAGGUAAAGAGUACACGAUCCCAGGAGGGCACACGGUGAUGAGCACGAUCUUGGUGAACCACCACAUGCCCAAUGUCUACAAGGACCCUCAUGUGUUUGACCCUUCACGGUUUGCACGCGGUAGGGGGGAAGACAAGGCCGCUGGCCCCUUCUCCUUCCUGGCCUUUGGCGCCGGGAGGCAUUCAUGCGCAGGUGAGUCCUUCGCGUACACACAGAUAAAGGUGAUAUGGAGCCAUUUGCUGAGGAACUUUGAGCUCAAGAUGGUAUCUCCUUUCCCUGAGACAAGCUGGAGAAUGGUGACGCCAGAGCCAAAGGGGACAGUGAUGAUUAGCUACAGGAGACGGAACCUAACUUGUAAAUAGGGAAAUGUGCAAUGGUGGAAGAAACGGUUAUCAAUACUAUAUAAACAGUACUAAAGAUAUCACCUAUAUAAUAAUGUAAUAGUUUUAUGUACCAAUCUACAAAAGAAAAGCAAUCCCCCUCUCACUAUCGCCUUUGAUCUGCUA